GCCUCCUUCUUAAAAACUCGCUUGAGUGAAAUUGAAAAUCGAGCCUGAAGGAGAGUAAACGGAGAAUAAACGGAGUGAAUGUAUCUGGAGGAGGAGAAGUGACAUGAGUCCACCGGAGACUUGUUCAGGAUGAACUCUUCAACAGCCCCUGACAACAGAUGACUCUCACAGUACAGCGACAGUCAGAGAGGAUGGUUUCCUUGUUGAGCCCAAAUGGAACAUCAAGUUGCAGAGGAUGGGUGGUGCCGGUUAGAAAGCUAGAUAAACUAGUUGUGUUAGUCUGUGAGAAAGUGUUGUGAGCAGAACUACUUUUUGCCACAGAACUGUUAGAUUGUUCACCUUUGGCCUUGAGGUCGAGAAACCAUUUUGACAGUUAAUACAGCAGAUACACUAAACUGGCUGAUGGAGUACACUGACAGAGUGCUGUGUGGGACUGGGGAGAUGGAGUUAGACCCCAACAUUGUCAGUGAAGAGGCUGGAAAACUGUAUUCAGAACUACAGACCGUCAUCGAGACCCAUGGUGAAGGUGUGGUGGAGACGCUGGUGCCCAUUUUUGUGUGGGUGCUGGAGGGGCUGGCCAGCUGUAAAGCCCAGCUGAGAGACAGGGAGGAGGAGGCGGAGAGGGAGAAAGCUGAGCGAUUGGAGCUGCUGGAAAGAUACCAAGCGGAAAAGGCACUAAGGAAAGAAAGUCAAGAGAGGUAUCUCGAGCUGGAUGACCAAAUUGAACAGGAGAGGAGAGCCAUGAAGGGGAGGGAGAAGGGGAGAGAACGACGAGAGAGAGAACUAGAGAAGAAAGCAAGACAGCAAGCCGAUCAGUUGGUGGCCUUGGAGGAGCAGAAAGCAAAUUUAAGUAGAGAGCUGAGCUCACUGAGACAUUCUCACAACAAGUUGGCUCUCCAGUGUCGGGAACUUCUGGAAAAGAGAAAGGAUUCUGAGCGGGAUUCUCCUUUAAGGAAUCACUUGCGUUCCAAGAAUGCUGAAUCUCCAUCCCAUCAAGUUUUGUCAGAAUCCAGUGUAAAUGAAAAGCAGAUGAUUCAAAGACCCCAUUCACACUCUGGUCCCCCCUGUCUGGAAGAGCUCGUCACCCAGGAGGACAAGGCGAUUGACAUUGCAGUGAAGUCGACCACGGAUCAGUUUGUCAAUGACAUCAUAAGCUCCACUCCUGAGCUGGCACAGUUUCACGGCCGUGUGGAUGCAAGUUCCCCAGGUAGACCUAACGAUGAGGAGCCACCAAGGGAUGAGUCAGAGACCAGCUUGGAGGAAGAGAUGAAGGAGGUGGAGGGAGACGAGAAACCCAAAGAUGAAGAGGGGAACAUGCAAGAAAAAGAUAAGGAGGAGGACGAGGAGGUGGAGGAAGAAGAUAGUGUGGAGUGGGACCUUCGCAACAAUGACUCUGUGUUUUCUGAACUGUCGGAGCUGAGUCGGGAUUAUGUGGAGAGUGUCGACCGCGGGGCCAGUGUCAGAGGCAGUACAGACCAGUUUGAGGAGAUUCUUUCUCAGUAUGAGGAACUGAAAGUCACCUAUGAGUUGGUAGAAGCUGCCCGCAAAGCUCUGAUAUCUCGGGUAGUUGAGCUGACUGAUGACCGGUCAGCUCUUAAACUGGAAGUGACCUCUCUUCAGGAAACAGUCUCUCGAUUAGAGGGGCGAGUGAAGGAGAAGGAGGACGAAACUAAGAGACUUCGUAAAGAACUGGAAUCAUGUGAACCUGAGGAUCCUGACGCCUCUUCUCUCACAUCUUCACGGAACUUCUCUCGUUCUGAAAUGGCUCGUGUUGUUAUGGAGAAGAACCAGUAUAAGCAGCGUCUGUUCGAGCUGCAGGAGGCAGUAAGACAUAGUCAGGCAGUCAGAGCAACAAAGGGAGAGAGGUUUAUAGAGGACAAAAGAUCAAGUGUUUGGAGAAGGUUCAACCGCUUGUUUGGCCUGUCAAAGGAAACUUUAAUCGCUCCUCCUGCAUCUAAAAUCCUCUCACCUGCUUCCCCACCAGUCGGUCGCUCUCCUGUGGUGUCCCUACAGCUACCGGCUGUCACUCAGACUCAGGCUGAGUCUGCUUCUCCAGCUGCUCUCUCACCUCGUGCCAGGAGGAGGGAGCUCUACAGAGAAAUUCGCUCGCACAUUUGGGGAACUCUGGGAAAACGGCAGAUACAUGGCUGGAGCACACCGCUGGCAAACACUCAGGAAUCCCAUGAACCUGCCCCAGAGCCUAAAGAUGUGCCGGUUCUAGUGCAGCUCAGGUUGUUGGAUCAAAGAGACUCCACUGCUAAGGUGAACUGUGCGGUUUCAGUCACACCUGAAGUCUCCGGAGAGGCCACUUGUUCUGUAUGGGUAGUUUCUGGUCCUGCCUCCAGCAGUGAUAUUACAGUGAUUGAUCCAGCACGCUCCAACACAGUACUGGAUCAGUUCGGUCUCCCUCCCACUGCUCCUGCACUCUGCAUCUGUGCUGUGCCUCCCAUAGGUGGCACCACAGGAACUGUGUGGAUUGGAACUCAGGAAGGAAGUAUACUGGUACAUUCAGCCUCUGUUAGCAGGAGGCGCUGUCUGCAGUCUGUUUCCCUGUCAGAGGGUGUCUAUUCACUUACGUUUUCCCAGGGUCAAGUCGUAGCUGGUUUAGCUGACGGGACCUUAGCGUUUUUCUCACACAGCUCAGGUGGCUGGAAUCUGCAGUCGCACUCAGUGGUGCCGCUUGGAUUAAACCCUAUGCAGCCUAUUCGCUGCUGUCUUGCCAAAGAUGGCCGCUUGUGGGCGGGAUACUGGAACAGAGUCCAUGUGGUUGACAUUGACCAAAAGAAGGUUGAGCAAACAUUCUCAGUGUCUGAGCGCAGUGAGCAGCAGGUUCGUUUCCUGUGUGCCGGUGGAAGUGGUGUUUGGACCUCAUGUCGACUUGAUCCAAUCCUCAGGCUCUUUGACUGGUCCACUGGGCGGCCGCUACAGGAAGUUGAUUUUUCAACUUUGGUCACUAAAACAUUAGGCCAACCCUUCCUGACACUCUCACCUCUGCAAAUCUCAUCUCUCUCUGUCAUCUCUGGUCGUCUUUGGGUGGGCACUGGAGGUGGAGCCAUUUUCUCCAUCCCAUUAUCCAUAACAUCAGAAGCUGUUUCCAUUCCAUAUUGCUCCAUUUCAUCAGCCCAGCUGUGUUACCAUGGACACAGACAAGCUGUCAGGUUCAUCAUUGCUGCGCCUGGUUGUUUGAUGACCUCUCCUGGCAGCAGCACUGUCACUACCUCUCAGUUUAUCCUCAGUGGAGGAGAGGGCUACAUCAACUUCAGAAUUGGAGACGAUGCAAAUGACAUAUCGGAUGACACAUCGACCCAAACUACGCCUCAACGGUCUGACCGCAGUCACAUGAUCAUUUGGCAGAACACCACCCCCUCUGUGCCCAACCCUGCUCUCUGACAUUGAUUGUGGGUAAACGUGAAGAUGAGGUGGAUAAAGAUUGUUCACCAGCAGACAACAGUGGAAAUGGUGUUUUCAUGAACUGAAUGAAAAAAAACAUCUGUGGCAGAAAUUUGAAAAAAUAAUUUACAUUUUUUCCUGUUUACCUCAUUCAUUUUGUAUAUAUGUUUUGACUGGAUUAAUGGGAUAUCAUGUCCUCCCAUGUGCCUUCAUCUGAUUUUAUAUCAGUGUUGUAUAAUAGAUUAGUAAUUCAGCCGCUUGAUUCUUAAUAGAUUGUUUUUAACUUUGUACUAACAAUGCUCUCAGUCUAACUGACAAACAUCUCUGAUAUAUUUUACUGCUUGUCCAAGAACCUGCAGAUUUGUCCACCAUGUGACACCAGGUGUUCCUGUCAUACAUCUUUGGAUCAUUAUGUUAAGCUUCAUCAUGUGACUGCUGUGUAGAUGUUUGUUCUUAACUGUGAACUGAAAAUCUGUUACUCUGCUCUCACCUUGAAGACAAUCACUGUUUUUUUAUCUCUUAUCUUUUGAUGCUGCAAUAAGAGCUGUGAUACUAUAAUUUCCAUGUAUUAACUCAAAUUCUACCCUCCUACAUUGCAUGUGGUGUAAUUACAAAAAACUGCACAUUAUAAAUGUGUCUAUAUGUUUGUGUGUCUGAUAUCUCAUCCACUAAAUUCAAUUUUUUACUUUCUGUCCUUAGAAAUAAUUUAUUUUCUCUAUUACUUCUUUGCUUUGUAUAUUGUCUUUGAAUGGCAUGAAAUGCUUUUGGUGUCUUAAUUUAUUUCAUAUUCUCAUUUGAUUUCAUUUAUCUUUUGUAAAAUGAGGGAGGGGGAGUUAUUUCAAGUGUCCUUUGUGAUAUUUAUGUGAAAUUACAGGUUUGUGCACACAUGUUGUCAUGACAGCUCCUUGUACAGAAAUUAAGAUUUGAGUAUUUGAGUUGACUCAGCAACAUUAUUUUCAUCAUUAAAAUGUCUUCGGUGUC
This is a messenger RNA of Paralichthys olivaceus (Japanese flounder), 4371 nucleotides long. Its product is annotated as C-Jun-amino-terminal kinase-interacting protein 4. The record is from RefSeq and is a predicted model, not a curated record. Gene Ontology annotation, biological process: vesicle-mediated transport. NCBI's taxonomy places the organism in Eukaryota, Metazoa, Chordata, Actinopteri, Pleuronectiformes, Paralichthyidae. Gene Ontology annotation, molecular function: kinesin binding; JUN kinase binding; MAP kinase scaffold activity. Gene Ontology annotation, cellular component: cytoplasm.